UUUUUUAAAGUGUCGUUUACUUCAGUGGGAAGGAAAGGAGAGGGGAGGUGUGUGUGUGUGUGUGUGUGUGUGUGAGGGAGGAUUGGUAAGAUUUUCCAGAGAGGUGGACUGAGACGGAAGCUGAACAUUUUAGUUUGAAAGUUGACUUGGAGUGACCGAGGCGCUCCCGGAGAAUGGAAGCGAGAUAAACUUCCUCACAUCUGCAGUCGGACCGUGUUUCAAAGUAUUUGCAUUAAGGCAGGGACGGGGACAAAACCAUGCCGCCGCUGUUGUCGGUUUAGUGAAGCCUGUGAGUUUAAAAAAAAAAAAAAGAGCCUAAGAAGAAGUGGAGAGAAAACCGGUUUUCCCUUGUACCCUGCCGCCGCUGCUUUUGUGUUUUUGAAUGGUGGGCUGAUUUUCCUGCGUGACAGGGCCGAGUGUCAGAGAAAAGUUAAGGCUACAGCAGCUCGCAGACUCAUCGUCACCACACCUGCUCAGAUGGAUUUGAGAUAACGCUUACAGGAGUCCUAGCCUUCCCUAUCCUCAAUUUUCAGCCUGUCCCAGAUCCUCGAAGUUCAACCAGAAUGACGGAUCCCAGUGGACUGGGCUCUGAAGGGGCAGGGUCGGGCAUGGCAGAUGUUGACGUCUGUAGUUUGGAGAUAGAGAGGAAGUAUGAUGUCAUCCCUGCCGUCAUCUGUGCGAUGUGUUGCCUGUUUGGAAUCAUCUACUGCUUCUUUGGUUACCGAUGUUUCAAAGCUGUCAUGUUUCUGUCUGGCCUGAUGUUUGGCUCGGUCAUCAUCUUCUUGCUGUGCCACAAGGAGCAUGUGCUGGACACCCAGCUGAGCGUCGAGGCCAGCGCAGGCAUCGGCAUCGGUAUAGGCCUCCUCUGCGGUCUCGUCACUAUGCUGGUACGAAGCGUCGGGCUCUUCAUGACGGGCCUGCUGCUGGGCCUUCUCCUGGCGCUCGCUGCCCUGCUAGUCACUCAACAGUUCUAUACGCCUACCACAGUCUGGGUGCCCCUAGGCACUCUUCUAGGAUCGGGCAUGCUGUUUGCUGUGCUGACACUGCAGUGGCAGAAGAUGUUCACCAUGUUCUCCACCGCCGUGUUCGGGGCAGCUAUCAUGACGGUGUGCGCUGAUUACUUUGUGGAAAUGCUGGCUUUGGCAACACACGUGUAUGAAUGCCUGCGCCUCACUCCCGGGCCGGCACUCUGUUGGUACAGCUGGGUGAUUCUGGGCAUCUGGCCUGCUCUCAGCCUCUUAGGAGUGCUGGUCCAGUGGAAAUUGACAGAUAACAGCUUCUCACAUACAGAGGUUGUCAUCAGUCGGAGACAGAAGAGAGUCCAGCUGAUGCGGAUCCGAGAAAAAGACGCCAAGAAGCGACAGCAGGCAGGUGGGCAGGAAGGCACGUACCGCCGUAAACCCACCCCAGUGAAACGUUAUGCUGGGGAUCUGCUGGCACCGAGCUACCUGCAAAGUCUGCGGGACAGACAGAUGGGCACAGGCACUUCCCUUAGCAGCUUGGGCACCGCCAACCACACCACGAUCGACUUGGACUACGACACUGGCUCCACAGUGCCUCUCACGGCUACAACUCCCGUCGUCAGGGUCUGAGCAACGCGGACAUAAGAAGGGACUACUUAAUGUGCUCUGGUUCUCCAGCUGUGUCUUCCUAAUGUAGAGUAGAACUUAAUCGCUGCUCUUCUAUCUGGGGGUUGUCGCCUUUGUACUGAUUUUCUCCUCAGUCAGUCCCAAGUGUCUAGUGAAACACAGUGCUGUUCUCUGGAGAGAAGCAAGAGGACAAGACUAAAACCACUGCAACUUCUGUGUUUCACAGAGGAAACACACUCGACUAUUUCCACUCUUCAAUGAAUGCAAUGAGCCUCAAAGACAGAUGUUUUUACUAUUUUUGUAGUGAACAUCACAAAGCAAUGCUUGACAUUACGCGUACUGUACUUCAGAAGUUAGUCAUCCCAAUGAAGUGUUGUGCUAUUACCCAUUUUACCGUUUACCUGUUCGGCUGUAGGAUUUGGGGGGAAUUUUAUCAUCACAGUAAAUUUUAUUUUGUGUAUUUCUUCAGACGGAGUUUAAUGAAAGAGUGAAAUGUGGCAUGUGGCUGCAUGGAGUAUGACACAGUGAAGCGAAAAAUGAUGAAAAGGGCUCUUUGCUGGAACCUUUAGCAGGAUCUUCUAGCAGCACUCUAACAAUUCUGUGAUCUUUAUUUCUGUUUUUGCAAUGUAGCUCCCAUCAGAAUAAAAUGGGUGAUGAGUUUAGACUGUCGUGUAUGCUUGCAGAGUCCACUUUUUAUAAUUUAAUUUAUAUAAUGACCAAGUACCUUAGGAGUGCUAAAAAAAAAAAAAAAAAAAGACAAAAAAAACAAA
Messenger RNA from Archocentrus centrarchus (flier cichlid), 2359 nucleotides. RefSeq names its product transmembrane protein 198-like. The transcript is spliced from 5 exons. The record is from RefSeq and is a predicted model, not a curated record. NCBI's taxonomy places the organism in Eukaryota, Metazoa, Chordata, Actinopteri, Cichliformes, Cichlidae. Gene Ontology annotation, cellular component: plasma membrane. Bases 564 to 1592 code for a protein of 342 amino acids.